Dendronephthya gigantea is the source of this 1696-nucleotide messenger RNA. RefSeq names its product tolloid-like protein 2. The record is from RefSeq and is a predicted model, not a curated record. Gene Ontology annotation, molecular function: calcium ion binding. The transcript has 26 exons. The annotation marks the transcript as partial. NCBI's taxonomy places the organism in Eukaryota, Metazoa, Cnidaria, Anthozoa, Malacalcyonacea, Nephtheidae.
AUGGCGCAAAUCAAAAGACAAUCCGUGGUUCGUGCAUGGAGAGAGAAGCUAACGCAACAAGACCUUCUAAUACAUCUAGUCCAGAUACGACGCCUUCUUAUACAUCAAGUCGAGGCACCAUUCCACCCACUACUAAUCCAGCGAAAAACAUUCCACGAAAUUUUACGACAUCAGCGCCAGAAUUAUGCGGCGAAAGUCAACUGUAUCCUCCUGGAAAACUCACAAGCCCUCUUCAUCCCCUUUCAUACCCUCACUACUUGGAUUGCAGUUGGACGAUUUCCAGCACCAAUGGAAGAAAAAUUUUACUACAGUUUACUUCAUUCUUGCUGGAAGGUAGUUACGGUUGUGGAUUUGACUAUUUGGAAGUUUAUGAUGGAGAUUCAAAUCCUGGUAUCAUCUGGACUCAAACUCUUCAUCGUGUUUCACUCGGAUUAUAGCGUGUCAGCACCGGGAUUUGUUCUGAACUAUUCAACACCAUUAGAUGUAAAUGAAUGUUACUUUGGAACACACAACUGCGCUAUUGGAGCGUCAUGUGUCAAUACGAAUGAAUCGUUUUACUGCAUUUGUGAAAACGGUUAUACCGGAGAUGGCGUAACCUGCACAGAUAUCAAUGAAUGUGAACUUGGAAUUGAUAACUGUCAUUCUCAAGCAUCAUGUCGCAAUACCAAUGGGUCGUUCGACUGUUCUUGCAACUUUGGCUUUAGUGGAGAUGGAAUAGCAUGCAACGCGACAAGACCUUCUAAUACAUCUAAUCCAGGCACCAUUCCACCCACUACUAAUCCAGGCAACGCGACAAGAUCUUCUAAUACAUCUAAUCCAGGCACCAUUGCACCCACUACUAAUCCAGCUAACGCAACAAGACCUUCUAAUACAUCUAGUCCAGAUACGACGCCUUCUUAUACAUCAAGUCGAGGCACCAUUCCACCCACUACUAAUCCAGCGAAAAACAUUCCACGAAAUUUUACGACAUCAGCGCCAGAAUUAUGCGGCGAAAGUCAACUGUAUCCUCCUGGAAAACUCACAAGCCCUCUUUAUCCCCUUUCAUACCCUCACUACUUGGAUUGCAGUUGGACCAUUUCCAGCACCAAUGGAAGAAAAAUUUUACUACAGUUUACUUCAUUCUUGCUGGAAGGUAGUUACAGUUGUGGAUUUGACUAUUUGGAAGUUUAUGAUGGAGAUUCAGCAAAUACGACGAAACUGGGCAGAUUCUGUGGAAACCAAUUACCAAGAAGCCUGGUAUCAUCUGGACUCAAACUCUUCAUCGUGUUUCACUCGGAUUAUAGCGUGUCAGCACCGGGAUUUGUUCUGAACUAUUCAACACCAUUAGAUGUAAAUGAAUGUUACUUUGGAACACACAACUGCGCUAUUGGAGCGUCAUGUGUCAAUACGAAUGAAUCGUUUUACUGCAUUUGUGAAAACGGUUAUACCGGAGAUGGCGUAACCUGCACAGAUAUCAAUGAAUGUGAACUUGGAAUUGAUAACUGUCAUUCUCAAGCAUCAUGUCGCAAUACCAAUGGGUCGUUCGACUGUUCUUGCAACUUUGGCUUUAGUGGAGAUGGAAUAGCAUGCAACGCGACAAGACCUUCUAAUACAUCUAAUCCAGGCACCAUUCCACCCACUACUAAUCAAGGCAACGUGACAAGACCUUCAAAUACAUCUGAUCCAGAUACGACGCCUUCUAAUACAUCAAGUCGAG